AUGCGUGUAUGGGAUCAUAAAGCAUCAAGAACAACCGGUGCUGUGGUACUCCCGCAUGCGUGCCUCCUGCACUUCGCGCUUGUCCAGCUUGCCACGGUUCAUGGACAUGUCGGCGAGCUGCUGCUUCUUCUUGGCAAGCUCGAGGAUCUUCUCCUCGAUGCUACCUUUCAUGAUGAACUGCACCGUUUCCACAGCGCGGCGCUGACCCAGUCGAUGAACUCGAUCCACGGCCUGGGCAACUGCAGCAGCAGGGUUGUACUGGGGCUCCAUGAUGAACACCCGAGAUGCCGAAGUCAGAUUGAGACCAACACCACCAGCGCCAAUGGUGGCCAGAAGCAUGGUGAUUUCGUUGUCCUGGGCGAAGGCCACAAGCGCUUUGCCACGUGCUUGGAGACUCAUGGUACCAUCCAGACGGACGAACUUGCUGAGGCCCUUGUCACGAAUUGCGAUUUCGAUCAAAUCUAG
This is a messenger RNA of Penicillium canescens, 465 nucleotides long. RefSeq lists its product as uncharacterized. The coding region runs from base 1 to 465 and encodes 154 amino acids. The transcript has 2 exons. The record is from RefSeq and is a predicted model, not a curated record. Lineage: Eukaryota; Fungi; Ascomycota; Eurotiomycetes; Eurotiales; Aspergillaceae.